Molecule: messenger RNA, 2719 nt
Organism: Solanum lycopersicum (tomato)
Lineage: Eukaryota; Viridiplantae; Streptophyta; Magnoliopsida; Solanales; Solanaceae
Product: probable protein S-acyltransferase 7
Biological process (GO): peptidyl-L-cysteine S-palmitoylation; protein targeting to membrane
Cellular component (GO): endoplasmic reticulum; Golgi apparatus
Molecular function (GO): protein-cysteine S-palmitoyltransferase activity
Source: RefSeq, a predicted model, not a curated record
GACAUGUUCAGUGAAUUUGGAGAACUAAACAUAGAAAUGGAGACUAAAAUAGAGAUAAAUUGAAGAUGUUUAACCUAAAUCGAAAUCAUUUUUAUUAGUUUCCCUUUUUUUCCCUUCAUUUGACUUUUAUUAGUGUAGUGUGGAACCACCGGAGAUGGACGCCGGGAAAGGAGCGAUGUGGCUGGAUGGACCCAACGGGGAGAGACGCCGGAAAAUUAGCGGUGAUGGCGGAUGUAACCACCGGGGAGAGAGAUUGGACCAAGCUCACUCCAACUCAGUAGAUAAACAAAUAAAGGGUCAAAAAUCAAAAUAUAUAGGGAGCGGUUGAGAGUAAAUUCAGAGAAUUGAGGUGAACGGUAUUGCUUAAUUCUCAUAAUUGCAAAAUUAGCUUCUAAUGGAUUUUGCUUUUCUUCCUUUCUCUCGCCUCUCUCUCCUUCAGCUUCACACUUUCAAUUCUUACAAACAUUAACAUAUCAUACCAAUAUUUUCCAGUUAUAGAAGGAGGAGAGAGCCCGAACCUAUAUUUUCAUCCAACAAAAACCAUACCUAUUACUACUAUUUUAUUUCACAUAAAAACAAAUUUGUUGUUUGUUCAUUGGAAUAUUGUUGGAAUUGUGUUACAUUUGGAAAAUUCUCGAUUUGGGUAUUAGGUUUGUUGUAUUAAUAGCAUUUUACACAAGUCCCUAAAUUCCCAAAUUGUUGGAAAUUGUGUUUAUUUCACAAAAGUAUCCAUUUAGGUGCAAAAGACAGAAUUUUACGAGAAGAAAAAGGAUUUGCUGUGUCUCUAAAAUUUCCAAAUUGGGCAUAUUUGGGGUUUGUUUGCUUUUCUGUGCAUUGUAAGAUUGUUGGGGAUUGUGUUUAUUUCCCAAAAUUCUCAAUUGGGGUAUUUAUAAAGACUUGUUCUAUCGAUCACGAAAAGGCCUUUUGUCAUUUUAUUGAUUUAUGUGUUCCAUGGCAAGAUUGUUGAUUGAGGUUCAAGCUUUCAUCACUGUAGCUAUAAAGAUUGGAUAAAGACACAGAUGCUUGAAUUUGUAAUUGAUUGGAGAUCCGUGAGAUCUCCGUCAGCUUGCCAAGGAAAAUGUAUUCACCUCCCCCGUCUUCUACUAGCACCCGAUGUGAUUCCAAAGAGAGAAUUGACAACACUAAUGGCUCACAAUUGCGACUUUAUCAAGUUUGGCAAGGAAGAAAUAGAUUCUACCUUGGAGGCAGACUUGUUUUUGGUCCAGAUAUUAGAGCACUGUUUCUUACGUUGUUCUUGAUCCUAUUUCCAGUAGCAUUGUUUUGUGCUUUUGUUUCGAGAGAACUCAUCAAUGCAUUUCCCCACCGAUUUGGCUAUCUUAUUAUGGCCAUAUCUCUUCUCUUCUCAGUCUUUAUUGUAGUUCUUCUCUUGCUAACAUCUGGAACAAAUCCUGGAAUUGUUCCACGAAAUGCCCAUCCUCCAGACACUGACGAUGAAUGUGAUACCUCUAGCAUCUCGACAAGUUGUUUAGGAAGUCAGACUGGUCCUAUCAGUUUACCGCCUAUGAAAAAUGUUACUGUCAAUGGAAUAGUUGUCAAAGUAAAAUACUGCAAAACAUGUAUGCUAUAUCGGCCACCACGUUGCUCUCAUUGCUCCAUAUGCGACAAUUGCAUUGAGCGCUUCGACCACCAUUGCCCCUGGGUGGGACAGUGCAUUGGGAAGAGGAACUAUCGUUACUUUUUCAUGUUUGUUUCAUCUACAAACUUCCUGAGCCUCUAUGUCUUUGCUUUCUGCUGGGUAAAUAUAAAGAAGAUUAUGGAUGCACACAAUUGUAACAUUUGGAGUGCAUUUUUUAAGUCACCUGCUUCAGGCAUCCUUAUAAUGUAUACGUUUGUAGUUUCUUGGUUUCUUGGAGGUCUCACAGCAUUUCAUUUGUACUUGAUAAUCACAAACCAGACAACAUAUGAAAAUUACCGGUAUCGUUAUGAGAGGAAGAUGAAUCCUUUUAAUCUUGGAUGUGCUCGGAAUUUUAAUGAGAUCUUUUGCACCGGUGUGCCAAGUUCCAGGAUCGAUUUCCGUGCACACGUGCAGCUUGAUCGCUCUUUAAGCUUCAACACCCUAUCUUACUUGGGUGGGGCUACUACAAAUUCAGAUAUGCACAAAAUGAAGAACUUUGACGAGGAAGUUGGCAGACGACAGGGUGUUGAUGAUUGUAAAGAAACAGACAGCCGGAUAAAAACCAUAGGUGGUGGGGUAGAUCGAUGGAGAAAUGAAAACGGAGACCAUAAAGGCCACUGGGAGAUAACAUAAUCGGGUUGUACAGAUUAGUACAGAACACUAUAUGAAAGACAGGGAGAAAGAAGUGGUCUAAUUCGUUGAAGUUUUCGUUCUUCCUGCAUUGAUGACGUGGCUAUUGCUGCAGCAUUUGAAGUUGUAGGAUCGUCGUGGCUGGAGGAGUGGGUUCUCAAUACUCUCUUUUUCUUGUGAAUGAUUAGCAGCUCAUAGAGAUAGGAAUUGCAUUCUAUUAUUCUUUGAUGACAUUGCCAUUCAAUGAAUGUUUUUCUGGAGAAGUUGUAAGAUACUGCUGCAAGUUUAUAUUUCUAAAAAUUGGAGUUUAUGGCUAUGAGAUUGAAAAUGGCAUGCAUAACUAGGACGUUAUUAAGCUUCUUUUGAGUUUUAGGUUUUGGAUUCUAGAAAAGACAGCUUAUUAGGUUUCGAAUAAAUUAUUUAUAGAUAUUAAGUGGGGGUUUCUAACAGAAA